Penicillium subrubescens is the source of this 1386-nucleotide messenger RNA. RefSeq lists its product as uncharacterized. Gene Ontology annotation, molecular function: protein heterodimerization activity; chromatin DNA binding. The transcript has 3 exons. Gene Ontology annotation, cellular component: epsilon DNA polymerase complex; CHRAC. The record is from RefSeq and is a predicted model, not a curated record. Bases 254 to 1087 code for a protein of 277 amino acids. Gene Ontology annotation, biological process: DNA damage response; heterochromatin formation; leading strand elongation. Lineage: Eukaryota; Fungi; Ascomycota; Eurotiomycetes; Eurotiales; Aspergillaceae.
CGGAUUUCGCGUUCUCAUCAACCCGCCACCCAUCUAACCACCUCACAACUCAACACACCAAGUCAAUACAAUCCCAGCGACUAUCGGGGACUACCUAAUCCCUGCCCGACCUGGGCACAGAUCCAGUGCGACAUAUAUUCAAUUCCAAUCCCAAGAAACCAACAGCCACGAUUGAUCCACAUCACUACCUACAAAGUCAGGCUCGACCAGCCCAAAAAAAAGGACACAACGUCCACUCCACAGCCAAAUCACCAUGCCACCACGCAAAUCUACUUCCUCGGUGACACCGGCUGAAACAGAUGAGCCGUCACAGCUAUCCCCGCAAGCGCAGAGUACCGUCGACAAGCCCAUUACCGCGACGGAGCAGCAGAUCAAGGCGCGGGCAGAGUUGGGCGUCAGCGUUGAUGACUACCUCCUCCCUCGCUCACUGACAAUCCGACUGGCGAAAGCGGUGCUCCCGCCCAACACGACGAUUCAAAAGGAUGCAGUCCUGGCUAUCCAGAAGGCAGCUACCGUUUUUAUCUCCUACCUCUCGUCACACGCCAACGACGCAACCCUCAAACGUACCGUCGCCCCCGCAGACGUCUUCAACGCCCUCUCCGAACUAGAAUUCGACUCCUUCCGCCCUCGCCUCGAACAAGAACUCGAAGCCUUCACGGAAAUCAAAGCCGGCAAGCGCAAGACCAAGAAGACAGAUGCCAACGGUAAUGCCGGGGAGGGUGAUUCCACCGCUGCAGCGGGUGGCUCUGCAUCUCGCGGCGAAGACGAGGAUGUCGAGAUGGUGGAUAACCCUGCGAAGCGGGUGAAGCGUGAUGGUGAUGAGGUCGGUGCUGCUAGCGCGCAGGUUGAUGGGGAUGAGACGCAGGAGGAGGAUGAGGAGGAGGAGGCUGAAGAGGAAGAGGAAGAGGGGGAGAGCGAGGAGGACGAUGAGGAGGACGAGGAAGAUGAUGGGCGUAGGGGUGAUGAGGAUGUUGAUCGGGUGGAGGAUUUGGAUGCGGCGCCUAGACGGAUGGAUCCUGAUGCUGAUGAGACGGAUGAUGAUGAUGGGCCUGCGAGUCAGCUGCGGGAUGAUCUGGAACUUGGAUAAAGAAGCCCGAGGGAGAGGGAUUGUUGAGAUGUGAGGGUUGUUGGGUCUGGGUGUGUCUUGUUUGGACUUGGUGGUGAUGUCUUUUGGCACUGUGGGCGAAGUCUUUGGAGAGCUUCGCCGUUGCUAUAGAGGUGGAUAUACAUAAUGACGAAUUGAUUCAUGCAUUUUGCUUUGAAGGCUGGAUUAUCUAUUUGUCAGUAUAUGAACGGUGUAGAUAUGCCUAACUAUAGCGAGAAAGGUGACUGCUGGGCAUUGAACUUGACCUGGGCCUGGAUGGCCAAGUGAAAGCCUAUAUCUCU